Messenger RNA from Cherax quadricarinatus, 5721 nucleotides. The record is from RefSeq and is a predicted model, not a curated record. Lineage: Eukaryota; Metazoa; Arthropoda; Malacostraca; Decapoda; Parastacidae.
CACAGUGCUGAGGCUUGGAGAGGCGAGAUAAACUUCGUUUAUUUGGCGAUUUCUAGACUUUUUCUUCAUAUUUGCGAAGGGGAAUCGUGUUCAUUUUCAUUUUAUGGAAAAACUUUGGCUAAUAUCUCAAUUCCAUACGUCGACAAGAAGGAUUUAUUACUGUAUGUGAAUCUCCAAUGAUUGGGGACAGAAUGGAGAAAGACGGCCUCAUCAGAACACUGCUGACGUCUUCAGGGCCGCACUCUUCAGCUUCUAUACCUAGUUCUCCUAGCAUAUCUCCAGGCAGGAGCCAUGCAGGAUCAUCAGGUCUCACUUCCUCCUCCUUCCGUCGCCCAUGCCCAUCCUCGCGCCCUGGGUCUCCACGAGCCCCAGGGAGCACUUCAGCAUUCAGUGACAGCUUUAUGGAAUCUAAAGCAAGAUGUUUAAGUGAUCCCCAUGCUCGGUUUGCCUCUGUGCUGAGGCUGGCAAGUGGACAAGAGAGUGAGCCAGACAUAGUGAUGCUGGAUCAUCCAUAUGCACGACCCUGGAACUGGCGCCCAGAAGCUUCACAUGCUCGUCCCAGGAAGAUGCUCUUCAUGGCCAGAUCUUUUCGCCAUAGUCGUUGCAGCUCCAGUUACGAUGAACACAUUGAUGUUGAUGGCGAACCUUCCCCUCCACCUCCAUUGCUGUAUGACUUGACAAAGGCCCAGCAAGUGAUGAGUGAGUGUGAGCGGCAUGUUGUGUUUGCUCGGCUGGACCAGAUCAAACCGGAGUUGCGUCACGACAAGAAACCAUCUUCAGAAGAGGAAAAUGAAGACUGGGAAGAAAAAAUAUCAAAGAUUGGGUGGACGGAGGCACAGGUGGCCCUUUUUGCAAAGGUGGUUCAGAUUCUUGAUGCGGAUCGCCUGGGUCGUCUUGCUCUCAGAGACUCGCACAACGAACCUGUCACUCGUAGAGCAUUAGUCGAUAAAACGUCUGCUAAGUUUCGACAGGCGCUUGCACGGGUCAACUGGGACUCCAAAUUGACGCAGUGGCUCCAUUCCAUCCUAUUACAGCAUCUCAGUCUUUCCUACUUGACUGCUUACCUCGAUAUUUUACAGACAUUAAAAUCCAAGAUUCCAACGUUGAUAGACAAGAUGGUAUCACUGAGUAGUACACACCGAGGUGCAAGUGUUGAGGCUCUCAACCUGCUGCUUAAGCGUCCCUGGGAUCCUGCGGUGCCUUCCUUAAACCACCACAAACCGAGAAAAUUAGAUGGUUCUGUGAUCAUCGUUCAGGUGCCCAACGGUCCACCCUCCAGCAUCCCCCAAGCUCCUCGUCGCAUUCGCUUCUUCAAUGCUCAACUGCAACACAUGGCCAAGACUGUUCCAGUUAUGAUUACCCCAGAGACCCACGAAGCGGGGUGCAGUGCGGGAGCAGACUUGAGGGGGUGCGCGCACGGGUCAUCGAGUGAAAGAGUGUCAAUGCUUGAGACUGUGACUGCCAAUAUUUGUCUGGGGUAUCCUAUGACAGGGGCAUCUGGCAAGCGUGGCGAGGCUGACGAUCCCCUCCUGGAUUGCCGAACUCCGACUCUGUUCGUUAUUGGUGAAAAAGCCGCUAACGUCAGUAUUGACGAUGUGGAGGACCUGCGUGUACAUUUGCGUGCAGAAACUGGCUUGGUGGUUGUGGGAGGAGCCGACUCUCACCUUCGCUUGUCCUGCCAGAAACGCCAUUUAGAAGGUGUCACACAGUCGAUGGUUGAUAGAUGCAUUGUGGAUGAGAUUGGAGACUUCUUGAGUCACUUGUUGAGUGAGAGCAGUGGAGGAGGUGUAAACUCGUCAUAUUCCACCCAUCCCUCCCAGAGCCAGCACGUGUCGUCCUCAUCCGUCUACCCUCACGCCUCCUUCUCACCGUCCUUCACCAACCCUCUGCCUCCCAAGUCCCAGCGCAAGGAGAACAUAAGGAAGAGGAAGGCUUCCACGGGCUGCUCCCUGGAUGGCUCGGCACCGCCCUCUCCGGCAAAACUUUCCCGUCCUAGUACUCCAGUCAGCACUGGUGGAAGUAACGUCAAAAUACCUGUGGGCGUGUCAGCCUUGUCCUCUCCAGGGCUGACGUACAGUGGGGGCGAGUCUGCCUUGGUAACCCCAUGCUCAUCACCCUAUCAGUCAAGUGGCCAUACCCCUCUGAGUGAGUCACCCUCACUUGCCACCUCUUGUCUACCUAGAUCUUCAGCAGGCACUCCUCAAGCUUCUCCAUGUAAUUCACUCAAACGCAAAUACACAAGAAAAUCAGAGUCUCGGCGUUACCCUAAGAUGAGGAGCCUCACUGCAGAUCUCUCGUCAGGCUUGUCGUCAUUCUCCACUACCCUGACUUCAUCCCUUGUGUCAUCUCUAGCCUCAGUGGAUUCUCCAGGAGCCAGUGUGGAAGAGUCUCUGACUGCUCAGUCUAAGCAGGCAAGAGUAGCGGGCAGCACACAGGACCAGUUGUCACGUUCCACCUCCCCCACACUCUGCUCCAUCUCGUCAUCCAUGCCAUCAACCGUGGCCACUAUUCCGCUGGGAUCUUUAGCGCCCCUGUCACGACAGAAGUACCAAAGGAUCCUGAACCUGUCAGCCAUGCAGCGAGAUACUUCGUCAGCCUCCUCUUCCUCCUCCUCCUCUUCCUCCUCCUCUGACAGUCUCCACUUGGCAAGUGCUGCAGUACCUAUGGACACCACACACACCACAUCCACCCUACCUUCAACUUCCGCACCUCUUGAAAGUCAUUCGCAAGAAAUGGCUUUGUCAGUAACUUCUCCGCAUUCUGGUGGUGGGUUGAUUGAUCAUUUUAAGGUGCCUUAUCAUGGCCGAGCUUUAAGGAGUUCUGGGAAAUCCAGACUUGGCUUCAGUAAAGGCUCUAAAGUGGGCAGUAAGCACAUUGCUACACAGAAGAAUGCUUCCCCUCACCAGUGUGUAGAGUUAGGCAGAGUCAGUAAAAGUUCUUCAGUAAAAUUUUCAUAUCUUAAAAAUAACACAGACUGUUUGUUAAAAGUUUUUGAUGACGCCAAGUUAGAUAUAGGAAUGACUGAUAAAUUAGAUCAAGGUAUGACUAGCACCACAGACAUUUUGUUAGGAACUAAUGAUCCCAGAAAGUUAGACCAAGUCUUAACUGGUGACACACACAGCUUGUUAGGUGAUAAUAAUCUUAGUGAGUCAGACAAAGGCAUAAUUGGUAACACAGACUAUUUGUUAGAAACUGUUGAUUAUAGUGCCUUAGAUGAAGACAUAACUGGUAAUGUAGAGAGUUUGUUAGAUGCUGUGUAUCAUGAUGAGUUCGAUGAAGGAAUGACUAGUAACAAAAACAAUUUAUUUGAUGCUAUUUAUCACACUGAGAUAGAUCAAGGAAUGACUAGUAACAAAAACAAUUUAUUUGAUGCUAUUUAUCACACUGAGAUAGAUCAAGGAAUGACUAGUAACAAAGACAGUUUGUUAGAUGCUAUUUAUCAUAGUGAGUUAGAUCAAGGAAUGACUAGUAACAAAGAUAGUUUGUUAGAUGCUAUUUAUCAUAGUGAGUUAGAUCAAGGAAUGACUAGCAACACAGACAGUAUCUUAGAUGAAGAUACAGCUAGCAUGAGCAAUGCACAUGGUAUGUCUGAUGAGGUAAACAGCCAUUUCCAGUAUUCAGAAAAUAGUUGCAUUUUAGAAAAUGUUUGGGAAGAGACAUUUAAUGAAGCUUUUUCAGAUUUCAGUAAAACCACUAAUAAGGUUGUAAUUGAUCAACAAACAGGGAAAUCAUAUUGGCUACUAGGCGGACCUCCGUUAGUCAAUGAUGAGUUGAGUUGCUUUGUAAACAACACAUGUUUGAGUAGUGAUAAAAGAGGCAGCAAUUGGUUUGAUGACAUAGUAUUUGCAUCUGACGAUCAAUGUAGUGAUAUUGUCGAUAAUUGGAUAUCUGGCCAGUGUCUCUGGCAACCUGGCAGUGGUGUUACACCUGUGGUGGGUAGUGAAGGCAGUGAGUUGCUCAAGUCUAGUAGGGAUGAUGGUAUAUGGAAUACUUCUUCACAGUGGUAUACUGAAGGCAUUAGAGUUCCAUCUGACAGUAAUGAUAUAUGGAAUGUUUCUUCACAGUGGUAUACUGAAGGUGUUAGGGCUCCAUCUGACAGUAAUGUCUUUUCUAAUGAUAUAUUUUCCCGGCCUCAUCAAUCAGAAAUCUCAACUUCCGAGUCCAUUGGCAUCACCACCACCUCUCCUACCCUUGUGUCAAGCUCCGAAAGAAGUCCGAUUCUACGUCAAAGACUUAGCGAUUCAGGCACAGUGGUGGGCACCAGGAUGACAACUGGACUGCUGCUGGGUAACCUGUCAGGGAAGGUGCUGAAGGAAACUCCUCCCAUGUUCUCUCCCACCACUAUAUCUACCACUAACACUCUGGCAACUGUCGUCACCACUACUUCCACUAACUCUUCCGAUCUCCAGGCCAGGAAGUAGGUAGUCCACUGAGCCCUCGAGGUGGAACUGGUGUGAGAGUGUACUCUGGCAGCCCCAAGACAUCAGCUGCCUCAUUUCUCCUCACCAAUGUAAAUUCUUCAUCUGCAGUCCGCAUGGCUAGCCCCUCCAUGGUUAUUACAAAUACAAUGGGAAUGUCCUCUGGCAAUGGAACAGUUAUUUCAGAGAGUUCUGCUCUGUCUUUGGGUGUUGGGCCUGUGGUAGUGAGUGCUGGAGGCGUUAGUGGGGCAGGUAGCAUAGUGAGUGGUGGACGCAGCAGGGUGAUAUUAACCUCUAGUCCUCGCUUGGUACGACCCAUUGUGGCUCACACUGCUCGCACUAUUGCCACCACUCGGACUUUGAACACGAGCCGGCCUACAGUGAUGCUCGUAACGACGCCAAAUCACGUAACUCUAGCUUCCUCCACCCUUACCACACACACAGCCCCUAUAACACCUGCAACCUCUCUUGCCACCUCUACAACACUUGUAUGUUCCACUGCAUCUGCACCCUCAACUGCUCUAGUACAUUCCACACCCACUUCAACCUCCACCACACCUUCCAGUGUUCCAACAGGAGAAUUAGCUCUGCUAGUUGCAGCAUCUGAGAUGAGCGAGAGAGCAAGAAAUACAGUCUCACCAUCAGAUAAUAAUUCCAAUACAUAUCAAAGUACUAACAGUUCCUCAGUAGCAACUGACACUUCAGCAAGUCCUUCAUCAGUAACAGCAGUAGUAGCCACCACAGAACAUGAACACACAGUAACAAGCAAUCAAAAGGCUUCUACUGAUGAUAAAGAUGUUCACCAACCACUUGUUCCUCAUUCCUCAGCCACAACUACUGACACUACAAAUACAAAUAUGUUGCCGCUGACAUCCACUGUCACCACCACCACUGCUACAACUCCCACUAACACCACACUGGUUCUCGCUACCAGCACGCCCUCUAAUACCUCAUCUACCACAACUGGUACAAGCUCCACCAGUUCUCAAUCACGCCAACAAGGUAUUGUCACAAGAACCUUCACAUUAACAGGAGGAACAGGUUUGCGAUCUCGACGUAGUAUUGGCCCACUUGUGGUUGAAAUUGAGAGCAAUCCUGUUAAGUCAACAGCUACAGAAAGUUCCACUCGUGGAGUGACUUCACGAAAGACUCGUAGCAGAGGCCCUGCAAGGAGCAGAUCAAGUUUGUAGUGCAAUUUUAAUUAUGAAACAAACAAGUUUCUUCACUUAAGGUUUGACCUACUUUAUAAGCUUUAUUUUUAAUUUAAGACAGAAUAAUUAUUCAUCUCUGACAGCUGGGUGUG